Messenger RNA from Heterostelium album PN500, 822 nucleotides. RefSeq lists its product as uncharacterized. The coding region runs from base 1 to 822 and encodes 273 amino acids. The transcript has a single exon. The record is from RefSeq and is a predicted model, not a curated record. Lineage: Eukaryota; Evosea; Eumycetozoa; Acytosteliales; Acytosteliaceae.
AUGAAAAAUAUGUUUAAUUUACCUUUCAAGUUUGAGAAUAAUCCAGGUACCUAUGAUAUAAAACUAUUGGAUAUAUCAAAGGAUAAUCUCGCCAUUGAGAUUUCAGAACUCCUCAAACAGACGUAUCUCUCUGACUGCCGAGAUGAACGAUCUGACAGUGUCCAUGGAAAGAUGUAUGGACCACACCAUCGUUUGAUGAUUUCGCUACCGACCAACUACAAGAGAUACCACAAGAAUAUCUUCUAUCUCGUCGAUCCAAACUCACCGUAUACCUUCUUGACAGACGAAGUCAUGACCAAACUCGGUGUGGAACAUAAAAUUCCUUCGUCUGGUGUCUACCUGGAAAUCAAUCAGAAACCAACGAGAGCAUUCAUUUCCACAGGCCAUUUCAGAGAUGUCAAUGUAAUCGGCACCAAUUUCCUGGAUGGUUUGAAAUUGCACAUCAACUAUUUGUAUCCCUAUGGAUUUGAAUUGGAAUUCCCUCAACAUAACCAGGCAUCUUCUCAACAAGCACAGUUAUCUCAACAAUAUCCUCAACAACAACAAACUCAACAACCACCAAUGCAACCUUAUGCACAACAACAACAGCAACAACAACCUCAACAAUCACAACCACUACAACCUCAACACCAACAACAAUAUCCAUAUUCUUAUAGUGGAUCGCAACAACAACAACCACCUCAGCAACAGCAACCACAACAAUCACAACAAUAUGCACAACAACCACUGUCACAAGACAACUCUUACUAUCCCAAAGAACAAAAACAUGAAUUCGACGAUCAUCAACAACAGCAAAUGCCACCAACACAUUAUUCUCCUUAA